AUGUGCAAGAGAAGAUUUUUUGGCAGUCAACAGAUUUUUCUGUUUGAAGGAAGGAGAAAUAAGCGUAAGAAGCAAAAGAAGGAUGUAUAUGAUUCUAGACCUGCAGACACAACAGCAAGAGGCUUGAAAUCAACAACUACUUCACUUGAAGCUGUCCAAAACUUUGUAUCUAACAUUCAAAACGAAGAAAGACAGCAGGUGGUUACUUAUUUGGAAGGAUCUUAUGAUGAGGACGAGGACGAGGAUUAUGAAGAAGGAGAUGAUGAUGAUAAUGAUGGACAAGAUGAGGAUUUUGAUGAAGACGAGGAUCUUGAAGAAGACUUACUUGAUGAUGCGGGGAAUAACCAAGAGGAAAAAGAGAAAGUCAACUCAACAAAUAGCAGCCAGCACAACUUACCUCAUACUGCAACACAAUUUCAACCAAGCAAAAUAGAUUCUCCGACAACACCAUCCAACAGUGCACUUGCAUCUGAAACACCUAAGAAGCCACGUACUAAAAGCAACGGAAGUACCAAGAGAAAACGAGUCAUCGAGGACUCAGAGGACAGUCAAUCCUCUGAGUCAGAGCCAGAGAACAAUGUUCCUCCUUCACCAGCAUCUGGAAGAUUGAGACGGGGCGCGUUAAACCAAUUCAAUAACCGCUCGUUGAGCAAGCAGUUCAAAGAAGCAUGUAAUUACGGACGUAAAUCAGCAUCGUUUUGA
This is a messenger RNA of Naegleria lovaniensis, 702 nucleotides long. RefSeq lists its product as uncharacterized. The coding region runs from base 1 to 702 and encodes 233 amino acids. The transcript is spliced from 2 exons. Lineage: Eukaryota; Heterolobosea; Eutetramitea; Acrasida; Naegleriidae. The record is from RefSeq and is a predicted model, not a curated record.